UUGAAAAAAGUCACGUAGGCUUCCGUUUUAGGGAUUUUAAUUUUGUAAUAUCGCGACGCAAACCGUCAUUUGGACAGUUGGCAAUCGUAAAGAUGUACAAACAAAUGUGGACGCCGCGGGGUGUAUUGGAAAGCUGAAAAUUAAAUGAAAAAUUAAUCGAAAUUCGUUAAACAUUCGAGAAAAAGAAACUUUUAGACCUCAAGAGGUUAGUAAAAACUCUACCAUUAGCAACAAUGAGUGGUUAUUUCUUUGAUGUAGUGGAGUUUUCAGCCUCUUGGUCAUGGGCUCAAAACGAACAAAAAAGUCAAAACAAGAAUUAGAAGUGUUUGCGGAGAAGAACAGCAUGAAAAAGGACGACAGCAUGAUCGUCGAGCCAAGCGUUGGCGACAAACCCAUUGAAAACACCAGUGUUAUAUCAACUCCCGUGACCAAGGCCCCCAAACGAAAAAAGAAAACCGACGGCGGCGACGAAGUCCCCAAAAAAGUGAAAAAGACAAACGAAAACGACGGAAAGAAAGUCAAAGUGAGAAAGAAAAAAGUCAAAAGCGAGAACGAGGAAAAUAAACAAGUGCUGCUAAAUGGGGACAGCGGGGUCCAAAAAAGCAGUAAGAGCGACAGUCCAGAGAAAAAAAAAGAAGACAUCACAUGGCCGGAUGAAGACAUUGCUGAAUUAAUCGACCGGAUGGAAAACGGGAUUCCCGAUAGAGACGUCCUGGCUUACAGAUCUCGCGUGGAAAAAUUAAACUGGGACAAUGUAGCAUUCAAACAUUACACUGCCGAUGUGUGCAAGAAAACGUGGCUUUUGGUGCAGAAGAGGAUACGAAGAUUUAGAUUACUGAGGGAAGUGCUGAAUGAUGCCAGAGAUUGGAUUAGUACGCCACGAACAAACCAUAAACUGCCCAGACCGAAAAAACACCCGGAUAUGCCCAGGCGCCCGUUGUCGUCCUAUUUGUUGUUCUAUUUGAAGAAAAAGGACGAAAUUAUCAGUGAAAAUCCAGGUCUCGAUGGGAGCGAUCUCACGAAAAUUGUCGGUCAAAUAUACAAAAAUCUCCCGCCAGAAAAGCGGGAACAGUAUGAAAAAAUGGCCGCUUCAAAUAGAGAAGAAUACUUGGAGAAAAAGAAACUAUUUUUCGAAAAACACCCAGAAUACGUUCCACCACCCAAAUUCCAUUUAAAUAACAAAGUAGAAAAAGAAAAACCGAUCAAAGUCGAAAAGCACCCGUUACCUGAAAAAAUCCCGCCAAAAGUUGAAAAAGUCCCGCCUAAAGUGGAAAAAGAAAAAGUCGUCAAGGUAGAAAAGACACCAAAAGUGGAAAAACCGAGAACCACGAAAGACAAGUCAAAAGGGGACAGAAAACCGGGGAGACCCCCCAAAGCCCUAACCGGUGACAGACCACCCAAGAAGUUUCAAACACCAUUCGGGCUGUAUUUGGCAGCUGAACUAAAAAACAUGGAGUCAGGCGGAGACAAAACUGCCUUCAGAGAAAAGUGCAAACAACAAUACAAACAAAUGCCAGACAAAAAGAAAGUGCUGUGGAUAAACUUGGCAGAACAAGAUCUGAUUAGGUACCAGGAGGAAGUGAAAGCUUACAAGGCUAAGCACCCAGAUUUUAAGCCAUUUAAAGUCAAGUCUAUCCUCACCAAGCGCGAGAAAGUAUCAAAAGAACGAGCUUCCGGUAAACCUAUGAAACCUCCAAACUCGGCAUAUGCUCUCUACUCAAGGGUAAUGCUCCAAAGUGACGAAAUAAAAUCAGUGCAUCCAAAAGACAGAAUGAAUUAUAUCGCCGGUAAAUGGAAGACUUGUACAGAUGAAGAACAAAACACAUACAGAGAUCAAGUGGUUCAUCUAAUGGAACAAUACAAGCAAGAAUAUCAAAACUACGUUGAUAAUCUUCCCGAAGACGAAAAAAGAAAAAUUCUCCAGCAAGCCAGAAGAAAAAAAGGUAGAGGUCGAACGUCGAGCGGCAGAAGUCGAAAAACACGGAAACGCAAACCCGUUCCAAAGCCAGUACCAGAACCGCCUAAACCCAAAUUCACUGAACCUGAACAACCACCAAUAUCUGCAUGUAAAUACUUCGCAACGUUGUACACAGGAGACGGCGAUCCUGCGCAGGCGUGGAAAACGCUAAGCGCAGAAGACAAACGUAAAUACGAAGACGAACUAGUGAAGAAAAAACAUAUAUACAUUGUUGAGUUUGAAAAGUUCUUAAAAAGCUUGACAAAAGAGGAACUUGAAGCGUUCUCGAAGUCGCGUCAACAACAAGUACAAUCAGAUGAUGACGAGAGUUCUGAAUGUUCGUCUGAUUCGGAUGGCGACGACGACGAAGAAGAAGACGAUGGAGAAGAACGCAACGAAGAAAAUGGGGAAGUGCAUAAAGAAGAAAUUCACGACUCAGACAGUGAAUAAAACGGACUUCUCAUUUGUAUUGCGCGAGAUCUGGAGACGAAUUUUUUAAUAGAUGUCCAGUUUUGUUAGUUUUUACUAUAGUUGCGUUCAGAGUCUAUUUAUUUUUGUCCUUAUGUGGUAUUAAUUCAAUGUACUUGUUUAGUAGUGUUGUCGUUGCGUCAAAAACUCUAUAAGUAGUGUUUGUGUCAAUUUUAUAUAAAGUUUAUCAGAAAUGUAAAUAAACAUUAAUAUCCUGUAAAUAAGUAGGUACUAACAAGAUGUGUAAUAUAGCUAUAUAUAAUAAUGCCAUCGCCAUCUAUUAGACUUAGCUUCAACCUGAUACGUUAUUUAUUGUACUAUACAAAUUAUUUGAUAUUAUUUGUAGCAAAGAUCUCAGUUCCGUUUCUAGGUCUAAGAUCAUCAAAAUUUUGUACUUCAUAUUCGUAGUUAUAUUUUCAAAACUUAGUCACAUCUUAAGUACUCAUUCAUAUAUUUUUGUGAUUUAUGUCGUUAAUCUUAAUAAUUUUUAUAAACGCUCUGUUUUUGUAGAAUUUAAUAAAUUUUAAUAUUUGUAUUUACAUGCCAUAUUGAGAGUCCUCUUUAUAUAACGAACAGGUAAGAGUUUAAAGUGAAGUGUUUUGAACAUUGUCGUGUCUGAAGAAAAAGUAGAUCGUCGACUUAGAAAAGGGAGAAGGAAAAUGCACCCAAAUUAGCGAUUAAAUUAUAUUUUGUUGGUACAGAUUAUCAAACAAUUGGUGUCAAACAUUCAGUCGUACUAAUUGACAUUUAUUUCUAUUUUAUUUUGUGUUUAGUACGCUCAACGUUUAACGCCAAUUCGUCGUGACAAUCUGCUACUAUAUUACGUACUUGUAUUUCAGUACUUUUUUAUUAUAUAGUAAUCAUAACGAAUGAAUAAAAAUUUCAUUUA
Molecule: messenger RNA, 3314 nt
Organism: Zophobas morio
Lineage: Eukaryota; Metazoa; Arthropoda; Insecta; Coleoptera; Tenebrionidae
Product: nucleolar transcription factor 1-like
Exons: 11
Coding region: 281-2407 (708 amino acids)
Source: RefSeq, a predicted model, not a curated record